AUGGCCGGGUUUUACCCCCGGGCAGGAGGAGCUGGGCUCUUGGUGCUCAAUGCCACCAUCUGGGCAGGACAAAGCCGCUCCCCGCCGUGGCUGCGGGUGGUGGCAGCCGCCUGCCUGUCCCUCCUCAUCCUCGGCACGCUGCUGGGGAACGCCCUGGUGUGCGCGGCCGUGCUCCGCUUCCCCCACCUGCGCUCCAGGGUCACCAAUCUCUUCGUGCUGUCCCUGGCCGUGUCCGACCUGCUGGUGGCCGUGCUGGUGAUGCCCUGGCGAGCGGCCACCGACGUGCUGGGCUCCUGGCCCUUCGGGGCUUUCUGUGACCUGUGGGUGGCUUUUGACAUCAUGUGCUGCACGGCCUCCAUCCUGCACCUCUGCCUCAUCAGCGUCGAGCGUUACUGGGCCAUCGCCAACCCCUUUGGCUACCAGAGGAGGGUGACACAUCGCGUGGCCUUUGUCACCAUCGGCGUGGCUUGGCUGCUGUCGCUCCUCAUCUCCUUCAUCCCCGUGCAGCUGCAGUGGCACAAGGACCGGGAGCUGCCCGGCCGAGAGCAGCUGGGAUUUAAUGGCUCGCUGGAGGAGGAGAGCUGUGAUUUCAGCCUCGGCGGGACCUUCGCCAUCUCCUCGUCCCUCAUCAGCUUCUACAUCCCCGUUGCCAUCAUGCUGGCCACCUACGGCCGCCUCUUCCGCACGGCCCGGCGCCAGCUCCGCGCCAUCUCCUCCCUGGAGAGACCCGGACCCGCCCGGAGCUGCCCUGGGGAAACCUCCCUGAAAAACUCCCUCCAGAAGGAGACCAAGGUGCUGCAGACCCUCUCCAUCAUCAUGGGCGUCUUCGUGUGCUGCUGGCUGCCCUUCUUCGUGCUCAACUGCCUGCUGCCCUUCUGCGACAACGAGCUCCGCGUCCCCUGUGUCAGCGGGGCCGUGCUCAGCACCUUCACCUGGCUGGGCUGGGCCAAUUCCGCCCUCAACCCCAUCAUCUACGCCUUCAACGCGGAAUUCCGCCGGGCUUUCGCCUCCCUGCUGGGCUGGGGCUGCCCCGGCAGUGCGGUGGAGACGGUGACAUUCAGCAACGAGCUGGUGUCCUUCCACCGCGACAGCACCGAGCCCGGGGCUGGGCACAGCCCCGGCCACCCCCUGCAGGUGGAAAACCACGAGGUGGCCUUGGGGAGGAUUUCUCCGGGCUCCUCUCCCCCGCAGAAUUCCCUUCGUGAGUGCGCAACUCCACUCGGGCUGGGGAGGAUUCCCUUCCCUUGA
Sturnus vulgaris (Common starling) is the source of this 1248-nucleotide messenger RNA. RefSeq names its product D(1) dopamine receptor-like. The record is from RefSeq and is a predicted model, not a curated record. Gene Ontology annotation, cellular component: plasma membrane. Gene Ontology annotation, biological process: positive regulation of MAPK cascade; adenylate cyclase-activating adrenergic receptor signaling pathway. Gene Ontology annotation, molecular function: G protein-coupled receptor activity. NCBI's taxonomy places the organism in Eukaryota, Metazoa, Chordata, Aves, Passeriformes, Sturnidae.